GCUAGGCGACGGCUCCUCCGGCUAGUUGGCUAAAAAAAGACAAUUUAGCGAAUUUAACGAUUAUAUUUUGGGUAUCAGAAAGUACAGGUUGGUUGUGUACUUGUUAAUCCACCUGGUAUAGUUUACAUUUAGUCAAAGAUGUCGUUGUUUGGUAAGUUAUUCGGCAGCGGAGGGAAGGGUGGGAAAUCGCCGACACCCCAGGAGGCUAUCCAGCGACUCAGAGAGACCGAGGAGAUGUUGGCCAAAAAACAAGACUUCCUAGAAAAGAAGAUAGACCAUGAGCUAAUGACUGCGAAGAAGAACGGCACGAAAAACAAACGAGCGGCUCUUCAGGCCUUGAAGAGGAAAAAGCGUUACGAGCAGCAGCUGAGUCAGAUCGAUGGGACGCUGUCCACCAUCGAGUUCCAGCGGGAGGCGCUAGAGAACGCCAACACCAACACAGAAGUGCUCAAGAACAUGGGCAUGGCUGCUAAAGCAAUGAAGGCUGCACACGAAAACAUGGACAUCGACAAAGUAGACGACCUGAUGGCAGAAAUCAACGAACAACAAGAAGUGGCUCAGGAAAUCUCAGAUGUCAUUUCCAGACCGAUCGGUUUUGGACAAGACUACGACGAGGAUGAGCUCAUGGCCGAGCUGGAGGAGCUGGAACAGGAAGAGCUGGACAAAAAUCUCCUGGGAAUCGAAGGAACAGAGGACGUCCCUCUACCCAGCGUACCAUCUACAUCACUACCAGCUAGACCAGACAACAAGAAGAAGGCGGAAGAAGACGAGGACGACAUGGCAGAACUCGAGGCCUGGGCAGCCCAGUAAGCUAGCUUGCCCGGCUAGCUAGUGCCCCCCCCGUCUGUCUCUCUGAUGCCAGACUGGUCCCAGACAUCUGGAGGAGAGUUAGGGACUCUGGGCUGCUGAGCUGGCUGCUGGCACGCUGCUCUGUCUUAAAGCCGACAUCUCAGUAUCUAACCAUACCCCAACCCUAAAGUAUGCACUUGUGCACAUGUUCACUGAUUUAAAAUGAAAUGAACCCCCAGGCUCUUUUCUCCUCUCUUUCUAUAAGGGCAGAGUAUAGAAAGCAAAUGCCCUAUCAGCCCUAUCAGUGUGUGGUUAUGUCUAUCUAAGUUCUCUUUUUAGGGAAAGAGACAGCAUCACUGCGCACUUAAGCCAGCCAGGAGUGCACAAGUGCAUACUUAGAGAGAAGGGUGUGUGGAGGAACAAAAUGUGGCUUGUUUCUGGGAAGAAUGUGAAGAAUCAACAGAUUUGUGGGGGGAAAGGACAGAAGUUGAAGAAAAAAAAAAAGCAAAAACCGAAAGACAAACACAACUCAGCCAUUUUUCUGCUUCUUGCUUUGAACUGUCUCUUCUAAGGUGACGACGACAACCCAUCUUCUUCCACGCCAUCUUUGCUAAAUCUCAACGGCGGCAAAAGAAAAAAAGAUUUAAGUGUAAAAAAUGUAGGAUUUUCUCAUUGAAAUAUCACUGUCGAAAUUACUGAAUAAGACGUGUUAAAGUGUUCAACUUUGCAGUGAAGUCAUCUUGUAAUCGAAGGAUCCAGAGUUUGAUCCCUCUGUCAGCCAUAUGCUCUUAUUGCCCACUAAUGCUGUUUAACCAGUUACCUUAAAAUAAAAACCUGGUUGUAAAAAAAAAACACAUUUUGAACAGAAGAGGCUUUUCAGAAUCAGUGAACACCACGAUGGUUCCGGUGCCAGAAUUUCACCGUUGCUUUGAGUCUAAUAAUGACACCAUCAAAACAGUAGAGGCUUUGCAGUUGCAUAUCUCACAUCUUCAAGCAAGCUCGUAGAAUUUGCUAAACUAAACAUAUAAUAACCUGAAAAAAGAUCAAUUCAGUGACCUUUCUUAGUGAAUAUUAAUGGAUAGUUAGUGUCAAAUACCUCUUACCAAACACAUCCCUUUUAUGUGGAGUGGGGUAACUUGAUUUUUUGAUUCAUCGUGCUACAAGAACAUGUUCAAACCUGCAAAUAACGAUUUAAAGACAGUGGAUUCAAUGCAGGUAUGAACGGCUGCUCCUCCUUUUUCUUACAGCAGUGUUGAAGAUACCAGUUUAAGUUGAACAAAAAGUGCAGCAUUAUCCCAAUAAAGGGUUAGACACCUUAAAUAGACUAUAACUACCUGCACCACAAGUAUAAAAUGUAAUCUCUUGAGUUGUAUAUUUUAAUUUUGGGUAAAUCAAAGUGAUAAGCCAGAGAGAGAUAACUUGGUUUACUGUAAAGUGUGCUUUGAACCUGCCACUCGUUGGACUUGUUGACAGGGUUUCAUUUCAUAGCUUGGAUAUUUUUAGGCACAUUCCUCAAGCUUUAACUUCUGCUGUGCAGCUGUAGUAAAGAGCCGCUGCUGCUGCCUCAGGCUAUGAAGCAGCGCUGUUAUCAUCAGACAUGCUCAGUAUUGUUACAACUUAUUAACUUAGCUUUAUUUAAAACUCUCGUAUGAUUAGUUUACUCAAACAUUUGAGUUUCUGUUAUCUGGGACAGUUUCAGCCAAUAUUUACAAAGAUGAACCAGGUUAGCUCUGUGAGUAGUUAGGUCAUUAGUUUAAUAAAGUGUUAACUACUCAGGCUGUGAAAUCACCAGAGUUAUUCAGGCCUGAGUUUGGAGAAUUCACAUAUUUAGAAGACACCGCUGAGUUUGAUUCAAUUGAGGGACUGAAAAUCAGGACAAAAAGACUUUUUCACAGAAGAUAUUUUGACUUGUCACAGCAAGAAAAAAAAAGGUGAUCAGGUUCCUGCUAUUGUGCAUGCUGGCUCACUAUCACGGCUCAUUGGGACACUUAGAACAUAACAGAGCCAUCGUUAAUCUUAAGGAGUUACACUAUUGCGUUUUUCUACUAUGUCGAGGCAAAAUGUCUGCUGUGGUAAAGUCCGUUUGUCUGUAUGUUCCCCAAAUUUAUGGAGAAUCCUUUCAAUGAGUAAUAUGAGAGACAGAGGCCAGACAUCGGUUGGAUAAUACUAGAGCUGCAAUCAUAAGUUGAUCAAGAAAUAUUAACCGUGAACUAUUUUGAUAUUAGAUAAAAUAAUUUGAAUAAUUUUCUAGAAAAAAAUGCCAAAACGUUCUGGAUCUUCUUAAAUAUAUAUUAGUCCUCUUUGAUAGGAAACAUAAUAUAUGUGGGAGGUGGACUGUUGGAUAGUACAAAAUAAUACAUUUUAGGUUGCAUUGUGGGCUUUGGGAAACAGUGAUCAACAUUUUCUGACACUUUUUAGGUCAAACAACUAAUUGAUUAAUUAAGAAAAUAAUCAUUUAUAAUGAAAAAAAUCAUUAGGUGCAGCCUUAGAUGGUACUUAUUCACCUAAAUUACACUCAUCUUUAUUGUUAUGCAGCAGAACUAAACAGUCUUCAUUAAAAACAUGAAUAGGUACGAAAAAAAAAUCCCAGAAAUCAAUCAAAGCUUCUUUUAAAUCCAAUGAUGCUUCAAACAUUUAGAGAUACAAUCAGCUGCUCCCUCCCAAUGCUCUCUCAGGAUUGAUGACUUCCAACAUGGCUGCCAGAGGGAACAUUACAACACCUUUGGAGGCCUCUGUUACUCAAUCUUAAAACUGCACGUGCCUGACACCUCCAACGCCUUUGCCUGCCCGGUUCAAACAGCGAUCCACUCUGAGAAAAUCCUACAUCGUUUGAGUUUAAAGAUAAUGUGUGUGUGUGUGAGCGCGAGUGUGUGAUGUUGUUUUUUUUGCCCAGCCUUCGACACAGUGACCUCUUGUGAUAGAGAUUGUUUAGAGAUGGUGAGACGAUUGUUAUAGGUUUUUUUUCUUUCUUUUUUGCUCAUGACUCACCUGUAGUGCAAAAAAUUUAGUAAAACUUUUAAAAAAGUUGAACAUUGAAAGCUGAAAAGUUAGGAAGUGUUGGUCCUUCAUGACAAAAAAAUGAUGUUAUGAGGAACGUCCAACUUCUGCUUAUACUACUCCACCACUUUCCGGCUGUAGCUGCACUUCCCUUCCUCUAUCAGCACACACACAUAUAUAUGCAUGGAGGGACUGGGGUCAAUCUAGUUCAAGCAGGAAGCUGACACUCCAAAUUAAAAAUACAGAAGUCUUUAUAGAAAUCACUUGCUUGACCCCAGUCCUGAUACUUAAAGACAGAUUAUUGAAGAGAAACAUAUGCCAAUAGAGUUUGUUUUCCUUUAUUAUUUUUUUUCCUUUUCUGUUUACCUCCAAUAUCAUUCAUAUUCUCUCUACCUGGCUGUGCAGAAACAGUGUAACCUGUAGCCAGUUCUCCUCAGAGCUGUACAAAAAAAAUGGUUGGACAUCGGAGAUUUUUCCGUGUGGCGGCCAUGUUGCUCUGUUAUCAUUGUUAAUGUGGGGUUGUAUACAGUUUAUCUAAAUAAAGUUGGGAUUUAAUGCAAGUUUGCGGCGCUGUUGCAUCUGUAAAUGCAGGAAUAUAUUUUCCUUUAAUGCUUUUCUGCAGUCAGUGAACAUCUGGAGCUUUGUUCUGUGUUUGCUGGCAGCUGGUAUUUUAAGCCUCUUGUCUUUCUUUUGAUCACCUAGAGUCUGAA
Molecule: messenger RNA, 4496 nt
Organism: Scomber scombrus (Atlantic mackerel)
Lineage: Eukaryota; Metazoa; Chordata; Actinopteri; Scombriformes; Scombridae
Product: charged multivesicular body protein 4c-like
Exons: 5
Coding region: 139-810 (223 amino acids)
Biological process (GO): vesicle budding from membrane; late endosome to vacuole transport via multivesicular body sorting pathway
Cellular component (GO): cytoplasmic side of plasma membrane; multivesicular body; ESCRT III complex
Source: RefSeq, a predicted model, not a curated record